CAAAAUGGCGGACGAGAUCUAACAGUGCGAAGUUCUUAGCAAAGAAGACGAUAUACAUUUACCAUUAUGGCUAGUCCUUGGUCUAAGGGAAGUCCUUUUACUCCGCGCCACUCCCUAAAUUAUUCAUUUCUUGGGGACUCGGCUACAACCCCGAGAAGCCAACAAAAAGUUCCAUUGACUUCCCAAUUAUUGGAGGAAACUGAUCAGCGCAGGGUAGAAACAUUUGGUCCUCCUUUGCCAGUUCAGAUCAGUGAGAAACUCACAAACCAAGAAAGUAACCAGCACACAACUGUCAGGAUUGAUCAGUCAGGCUGGGCAUGGCUUGUCUCUGGCAGAAAGUUAUUUAUUUGGCGUUUUAUUCCAGCAGCUGGAACAAAGGGAGUAUUUUUCAAGGAAUUGACAUUGCCAGCCUCAGAGUUAUAUCAUGUGGCAGACCUUAUAUGUGUUAUAAGUCCCGCUGGAGAUAGUAAAUUGUCAUCAGUGUCAGUGAUGGCAGUUUCCCCUGAAGGACUCGUGCGAUACUGGCCUAGUCUUACUCAUGACAGUAACACAGUGGAUGUUGACACAGAUUUGAUCGGAUCAAAAUGUCAUUCACUCACAGCUUUUCAGCCCUAUGGAUGUAUCCUACUGACCACCACAAAUGAGUUAUUACUGCUGACUGGUUUACAGAAGACUGUCAAGUGUCAGAACCUGAAUGCCUCCAGUGGAGUUUUCACAGACUUGGGCCGUCGUAUGACUUCUUUUAUAUUUGGUUCUCAGCCUGCUAGUCAAAGAGUGACAAAUUGGCAGAAAGUCCUUGCCAGUAGCAACCAUACAACUGAUAACUCCAGGGAGCUUUACGUACUUAGUGAAAACCAGUUGUUUACAUGGAAUAUUGUUCGAGUGAGACAGGGCAGUUUUAGUGAAAAGCUUGUUGCUCAGGUGCAACUGGAAAACAUGUUCAAAGCUGCUGUUAUGAACACUCCAGAGGGUUAUGGGAAAUCAGCUGAUGAUAUCUUGGUCUGGUGUCUAGAUGUAGUCCAAACAAGCUCUGGGAUCCUUGUUUUAGCAGCUGUUGCUGUUAGGAAACCACAAAGCUCGCAGCUGUUUUAUUUUCUUGGUGGUGUGAAAACUACUCCAACCCCUGUUUCACUGAUUAGCCUUACUGCCCUGCCAUACAGUGUGCCAUACAUUGAGGCUCAUGAGGACAAGCUACUGGAUUUCAAAUUGCUGCUCUCACAACAAAACUCAUCUGCUUUUGUGUAUAAUUCAAACUCAAUAAUUUGUGUUUCAGUCUCAGAAGCAAAUGAGGUAUUAAACAAAGUUGAUCUCCAGUCUCCAGCUGACAAUAUCUUGGGUGCAGGUUUAUUUCAAGGAAAACCAUUAUUUUUUUCUUCAAAGUAUGGUGUCAUUACUGUAGCUAUAAUGGAGGCUAUAUUAAGUGAGCAGAUGGAUUCUUCAAACAUUCAUUCAUUAGAGGUUACCCAGAAAACUGGUAACCUUUCACUUUCUGAUGCAUCCUUUCGAGAUGGUGACAAUCACCUCCAAAGACUAAAAUCAGCUUUCCUGCUGUUCUGCCAAGGACAUAUUGCUGAGGCUCAGAGUAUUUGUAGGAUCUUGGAUGGUGAAGAAUUGGAUAAUGGUGUGGUAGCUCUUAGUGAGGAGAUCAUUGAUGAUUUCCCAGUCUCAGAUCCUCGCUGGGCUGAAUCUAUUCCAGCAGGUGGACUAUCUGCUUCCACUUCACUAAUCAUUCUUCAUCAGUUGGAAGACAAGUUAAAAGCUCAUGUCUUCAUGGUUGACUUUCUGAAGGGUGUUGGCCUGUGGGAAAAGCUUGGAGUCUUUGAGUCAAAGGAAGGACAAUUACUGACAUGUCAUCUCAUCUGUGAACAUGGCGAGAAGCUCAAAGCUGCUAUAGCCUUGUGCAAGGUUGAUAAAAAGUAUCAAGGGGUAGUGGAUGGGACUAUUGGACUGGUGAUGAAGAAACGGCGAUUGAGAUCACAAAUUGAAGGUCUCACUGAACAAGAUGUGUUCUUUAGAGAGGUGUCAAGGAUCUCUGAUAUCUUCAUGUGUCUCCUGGAAUAUGAAGAACAGCUAAUUUUAAAGCAGAAGUCAUCUUCUUCUCAGCCACAAACUAUUGCAGCAGUAAAUACAGUAUUAAAGGAAAUGCUGUUUGAAGCAUGGCAAUACAGGCAGGAUCAGUUUGAAACUUAUCAACCAAGCAAUCCAUUAACAGACAUGAACUUUGAACAUGUGCCUUGGACUGCAACAGCCGGACCAGAUGGAAUACGAGCAGUGCUCUUAAAACAGAUCAAAUUAACAGCUAAACAGGGAAUGGGAGAGUUUGCUGAUCAACAGACAAAAUCACUUCUCGUUCAACAUAUGGUAGAUUUAGCUGAUAUUUUGCUGGAUGGCUAUGUCAAACAGCUGCAGUAUUUACGAAACUGUCCAGGAGUGAAGAGUCGUUUUGAUGAAGUCAAUCAGGAGUUUGAACAAGACAGAAGGAUUGUUAUUUUACCCUUAGUUCAUCAAGGUCAGAGGUCACACGCAGCGUCCCUUGCAGAGAAGUAUCACGACUUUGGGGUUUUAAUUGAACUGUGUGAAACAUCUGGUGAACAAGGGACUCUGCAAAAGUACAUGACACAGUUUACUGAUCAGGGAUUUUCAGAUUACGUAUUUAAGUGGUAUAUGGAUAAAGGAGAGCGUCAAAAGUUGAUGACGAUACAUGUACCUGAACAACAGAACGACGAUUUAUCGCGAUUCCUUUCGUCCCAUCACCAUUUGUCGUGGCUCCAUGACAUUCACUUGAAGUCCUUCUAUCAGGCACAUAGAACUUUGAAGGCUUUGGCGAGUGAGGAGGCGUGUCAUUUGGGGAAGAAAAAGACACUGUUGAGUCUUAGUAAACUGGCUCUUUUAGCAUCAGAUGAAAACAAUGACGCAGAGCUGGAAGAAAUAAUCAACGAACAUAAGAUCAUACUUCAUCAAGAAACACUACCAUCUGCAGUGCUACAGCAAGCUGGUUUGGACGUAGAUUCCAUGGCUCCCUUGUCACCAUCAGAACUGAUCGAGCUCCAUGUUGGAGAUAAAAAUACCGGAGCUAAUGAGUACGAUUUCAAAAAUGCUCUGGAUAUCCUGCAUCUUGCCGUACAGACUGGCGCUUAUGAUCAAGAGCAAGCCACAACCAUGAAACUUUACAUUUGGCGCAAAGCUCUACUGAGAGACGACUGGCCUUCGCUUCCUACGAAAGAUCCUCUUAUGACUGUUAGGAAUACUAUUUUCUUCAGAACUGUCGAACUGGCCUACAAUCAAGGUGUUGAACUCCAAGAGUUUAUUCCUUCCCUGGAAUCGCUGAUUGAUGGAGAAGAAUUGAAAAACACCGGUUUGUCUGAAAACGCGACAUUUCAUUUUCUCCUCAAAUCUGGAUACGAACGAAUGGAAAGGGCUGCUGUUUUGUCAUUAUAAAUGAACAACUGUUGUUACUUGUAGCAGACGGAAGAGCAGCCAUUUAGCUUAACCCAAAGUACUUUAGUUUAUUUCCUAAUAAUGCCUUCCGACUAUGUUGAAAAACUUAAGCGCAGUAAUCCCGAGAGUGACUCAG
Messenger RNA from Pocillopora verrucosa, 3574 nucleotides. Its product is annotated as nuclear pore complex protein Nup133. Gene Ontology annotation, cellular component: nuclear pore outer ring. The record is from RefSeq and is a predicted model, not a curated record. Lineage: Eukaryota; Metazoa; Cnidaria; Anthozoa; Scleractinia; Pocilloporidae. Gene Ontology annotation, biological process: transcription-dependent tethering of RNA polymerase II gene DNA at nuclear periphery; poly(A)+ mRNA export from nucleus; protein import into nucleus. Gene Ontology annotation, molecular function: structural constituent of nuclear pore; protein binding.